Phytophthora sojae is the source of this 669-nucleotide messenger RNA. RefSeq lists its product as hypothetical. The coding region runs from base 1 to 669 and encodes 222 amino acids. The record is from RefSeq and is a predicted model, not a curated record. The transcript has a single exon. NCBI's taxonomy places the organism in Eukaryota, Oomycota, Peronosporomycetes, Peronosporales, Peronosporaceae.
AUGCCUCCGCUUACUGCGACCGCCGACCACGUGAAGCCGUUCGUGCUUGUGCCUGUGAAAGCGAGCGACAUCGGAGCCCGGGAAUCCACUACCGAGCAUGACGGUUGGCUCGAAAAAGUUUUCGAGCGUCAGGAGGCUGCAGAGCCGACGAAGGCCAAGAGUAACUUCAUCCAGCGGACGCUAAAGAGUCUGACACCCCACCAAAGCAAAGUCGACGUCGUGACUGCCAAGAAGGACUCGUACGACGAGCACAGCUACAAGGAGGAGCUGCAAAAGUACAUCGCCGAGUCGUCUGCGAAUCUGCGCUACGAUGACGAAGAGCCGCUCAACAGCUCGGACGAGGACACGUCGGACGAAGACAUUUCUCCCCGCAAUGCCGAGAUCAUCGACUUCUCGGCGUCCAUCGUCUCAACUACGUCGGACAAGGUGCAGGAAUACGUCGAGCCGCCAGUGGAAGUGCCGCGUAAAUACCGCACCCAGGAUCGUCAAGGCGGGGUGCUCGUGGCUGGCCACCACGUGCUGUUCACGAACUGGGCGUUCAAGCGUGAAAUGCGCCACCUGGGGCGUCUAGGACCGCUCCCAGAGCGCGGUGAGGCGGAUCUCCCCUCGAUGGACCAAGCAAAAGAGGAGUUUGCGGGCUUCUACGCCGGCAAGAUCGUCGAGCUCUAG